This is a messenger RNA of Dermochelys coriacea (leatherback sea turtle), 7850 nucleotides long. It is a transcript of the gene DCP2, whose product is annotated as decapping mRNA 2. The record is from RefSeq and is a predicted model, not a curated record. Gene Ontology annotation, molecular function: manganese ion binding; RNA binding; 5'-(N(7)-methylguanosine 5'-triphospho)-[mRNA] hydrolase activity. Gene Ontology annotation, biological process: nuclear-transcribed mRNA catabolic process, nonsense-mediated decay; deadenylation-dependent decapping of nuclear-transcribed mRNA. Lineage: Eukaryota; Metazoa; Chordata; Testudines; Dermochelyidae. Gene Ontology annotation, cellular component: cytoplasm; P-body.
GGACGGAAGCGAUUGGUCCCGCCCCUCGCUCGGUCGCUGGGUUGGUGCUGCGUGAGGCCUCCCCGCCCCCCUGCACUGUUCCUUCGGGCCCUGUCGCGUCGGGAUGAGCCGCGCUUCCCCAUGGAGACCAGACGGGUCGAGAUUCCCAGCAGCGUCCUGGACGAUCUGUGCAGUCGAUUUAUUUUGCACAUUCCAAGUGAGGAAAGAGACAAUGCAAUCAGAGUGUGUUUUCAGAUUGAACUUGCCCAUUGGUUUUACUUGGAUUUCUACAUGCAGAACACACCAGGAUUACCUCAGUGUGGGAUAAGAGACUUUGCUAAAGCUGUCUUUAGCCAUUGCCCUUUUUUACUGCCUCAAGGUGAAGAUGUGCAAAGGGUUUUGGAUGAGUGGAAGGAGUAUAAAAUGGGAGUACCCUAUGGUGCAAUUAUUCUUGAUGAGACACUUGAAAAUGUACUGCUGGUUCAAGGAUUAGCAAAGUCUGGCUGGGGAUUUCCAAAAGGGAAGUAAAUAAAGAAGAGGCUCCACAUGGACUGUGCAGCUAGAGAGGUGUUUGAAGAAACUGGCUUUGAUAUCAAAGAUUACAUCUGCAAAGAUGACUACAUUGAACUACUCAAUGAUCAGCUAGCACGCUUGUACAUCAUUCCAGGAUGUUCCAAAGGACACAAAAUUCACCCCAAAACCAGAAGAGAAAUUCGGAACAUUGAAUGGUUCUCAAUUGACAAAUUACCAUGCCAUAGAAAUGACAUGACCCCAAAGUCCAAGCUAGGUUUGGCACCUAACAAGUUUUUCAUGGCCAUUCCCUUCAUCAGACCAUUGAGAGACUGGCUUUCUCGAAGGUAUGGGGACUCCUCUGAUAGUGACAAUGGAUUUUCGUCCACUGGGAGCACACCAUCCAAGCUCAACAUGGAGAAAACAAGAUCUAAACUUCGUUAUAGCCAGCAGGUGUUUACAGAUGGCUCUCCAGGAGACCAGUGGACAAAGUACAGACAACCACAGCAACAGAAGCCAUGUAACAAUCAUUCUGAGAUGUCUGAAGCUCUAAAAAUAAAGAACAUGAGGGGUAAUGGUAGAAAGCAAUAUCAAGACACUUCUAACCAAAAGAAGAGGACAAACGGGGUCCACAGUCAGCCAAUGAAACAGAACCACACAUUGAAAUGUGAGAAAAAGCUUAAUCCAAGAAGACUUCAGGAUAACUUUGAAACAGAUGCAGCUGCGUAUGAUGUGUGUUUCUCCAUUGAAGACCUGCUGGAACAUACAGAGGCACACUCUGUAGCAUGUAAUGGUCAUUACAAAAUCACUUUCUCAUCAAGAGCUUUCUUGAGCUUCAAGUUUGACCAUGAUGCCAUAAUGAAAAGUUUUGACCUCUGACAGCAAACCUGUUAUGGAUGAACAAAAAUCAAAGACUGAUCUUUUGCAGUUGAGUGGGUUUCUAAUCCAGCCUUACUCCUUCUCAGGUGUUUUUAUUUUUUUAUUUUUAAAGCAAUGCAGGGACUGAAUGAUGAUGAUUGGAAAGGAUUCAUUCUUUUUGCAGUAUGGAAGUGGCAUAGUGAAGUGUCGCACUUUAAAUGCAGUUCUGCCUUUAUCCACAAAAGUACCUUUCCAGUGUUUGGUUCACUAGUUCCUGCUGUUGCAUGAGAGGGCAUUUUUUUUUUUUUAACUUUGAAGUAUUUUAGUGUUGGCUGUAUACUAACACACUAAACUUUGAACCUGCUCCGAUGUAAAGUUGUUGGAACACUCAGUCUUUAUUUUUUAGUACUUUGCUGUAGUAUAGCAAUUAAAGUAAUUCUCAGAGGACACCCAUCUUCUCUAUCCCAGCAAUGUUGAAAUCUUGGAGCGUCUGUGCUUUUAAAAAAAAAAAAAUUUUACAAAUUUCAAGUCUACUAGUUUGACCUCAUGUUUGCAGUUCUCUUCUUCUCUCCGGUUGUCUGCCGAUGUUCUCUCCUCUCUAUCAUGCUCCAACUCAUUUCAGAAUGACUUACAGUCAGUAGAAUUCAAAACUAAAUCCAUGGGGUCCCAUUCUGCCCUGACUUGCACCUUUUCCUCGACUGUCUUCGGUGGGGAUGCGCUUGCUGAACAGAACUUGGCCUUUCACACUUACUUGUUUCUGUUCUUCCUUUAUGUCCAUUAGAACUGUUCUCCAAUAGCAGAAAAUGGGUGCAAGCCUUCUUUCACUUGCAGCUGCUUUUAAGAUGCAGAAAGGAAAAGCUAAAUUUUGUGGAAAGGGCAUUCUUAUAUAUACUAAACAUUUGUAGUUGCUGAAUGUAAAUAAGCCUCUGCAGGUCCUGCUGAAGGAAGGGGAGGAUUGAGGCAGAUGUGUGGAUGACUAGAGAACGUCAUGUGCCACCUAAUGGUUUAGUCAAGUUUGCAAUAACUGUUAUAAGUGUCCAUUAUUGUGUUCUAUACUGUUGUCCUUGGAGGUGUCUAGUGUAAUUGUUCUCUCUCUCUCUCUCUCUCCAAUAGUACUGCAUUUGAUAUUGCACUUGCAUCUUAAUAUCUGAAAACUGUAACUAAAAAUGAAUGAGGCUACAGCCUUUUAAUAAUAAGUAUAUCAAAGAUGUGAAAAAAUUAGCAGUAGGAAUGCAAAUGAUAUUAAGUGGGGGGAAAAAAAUCACUGGUCAUACAUUCUUGCAUCAUGAUUCACUUGAGAGAGUAAAAUAUACAUUUCAAAAGCAUUUUAUUGGGGAUUGGGGGCAAAUGAAACUCCUCACUUGUCUCAGCAGCCAUUACCUAUAUAUAUAUAUAUAUUUUUUUUUUAAGUGGAUGGUUUUCCAAAAUUAAGGUAGGUGGGUGUGAUGUGUAAUUUGGAGGACUGAAUGACUAAAUUGUCUUCUAUCAAUGGCUGUUCCAAGGCUUCGUACAUUCUCUGACCACAGAAGAUAUGUUCACCCACAGACAGCCUUCUAUAUCUUUGGUGUGGAAUCCACAAAACACAAUCCCUGUAUUCUUGCAAACACCCUAUAAUAUCUAUUAUCUUAUAUUUGCCCUCAAUAAAUAGCAAGUUAGCUUAUUUUUAUAUUCUAAUCUUUUCAUCCCUUUGGGCUAGGGAAUCUAGUAAUUUUCGGUUGUUAAAACAUUUCCCAUUAGCCAGGAAAGCUGGACUCCUGUAUCAGUUAACAGGAGAAAUAGAUUCCAGUUUUUCCAUUUGGAUAAGAAAGUCUUACAACAGGUCAGUUUACUUUUAGAAUAGUUUUUCUUCAGUCGUUGAAGUGACUCUCUUUUUCUUCACUCUGGUGUGGUGGUGGCAGUGGGUUGAUAGCCAGAAAUAAUGUUCAGAGGUUGCUUAAAUCAGAAAGGCCCAGAUCCUCAAAGUUAUUCGGGUUUCUUAACUUCCAGUAAUGUCAGUGGGAGUUAGGUGUCUAAUACCUUUUGAAGAUCUGUGCCUAAAUGCAUAUGUCCUGUUAUUUUUAAUUGAGUGGGAUGAAUAGUAAAGUUGGGGGGGUGGGAGGGAGGGAUGAAUGUGUCAAUUUACCUAUUCAGAUCCAAAUGAAAACCAAAGUUUUGUUCAGUCCUCUUAGUCUAAGUAGUUGAUUUCCCAGCAAUAAGUGUCUAGCUCCUAAGGAAUCAGAAGUUAAUACUCUAACCUCCAGGCUGCUAAUGCCAGUGAGUUUAAUGAGAUUCUCAAUGCAUGAUUAAAAAAUCAAGCUUUGGAAAUCUUUAUUUCUGAUAGGUAGGUUGACUUUUCAAAUAUGUCCCUUUUAUGCUUCUUCACUUAAUGCACCAUGGAAUAAUAAGGAGAAGAUUUAUAGAGCUGUGUGAACUUUAAACUUCACUUGAUGACAGUUUGGGAUGUGAAAUGGCUCAUAGCAAUAUUAGAAGAGAGUGCAUAAAUGGGAUAUGCCUUACUGGGAUCACUAAGUGUAGAUUUUUUUUUUUUUUUAAAGCAAAAGUUUUCAUUAAUUACAAAAAUACCUGGCUUCCUCACUGACUAAUCCCAAACAAAGGCUGCAGAAAACAGGCCUGAUUUUUAUGAAAUCUAGCAUCAGUGUGAGAGUUAAAAAUAAAUUUGAUAAAUAUGCAAUAAUUUCUAUUUCUUUGUGUACAAGGUACUGUUUCAGAAAUAUGAAUUCAGAAUGUUCAUAUUUGUAUUGACAUAGUUUCCUCCUUUCUUGAGGUCUCAAACAGCUUAUUAAAUGUGUUUUGUAUAUGACCUGCAUUUGGGUUUCAGGGUGCCCUGCACUGUGAACGUUUCAGAUUGUUUACUCUUACUAGUUCUGUAUGUCCUUUUUGUGUGUUUCAUGUUCAAAAUGUUAAAUGAAUCAUUUUAUACUUGUAUUCCAAAGUGUAGGAGUACACCUUACAGGAAUGUCUGUAAAAGAGUGAAGAAAUAGCAAAUGGAUGAUUGAGUUUCAUUCAGUGGAUUUUUUUUUGUUUUUGAGAGUGUGUGGGCAUUUGGAGAGGCAAGAUUAUCUAGUGAAAUUGGUUGUGAAUGGACUUCAGAGAUCUAAGCACUUGUUGGGGUGAAGAUGCUUGAAAAGUAAGCAUGUCAGUCUACUGUGCUUGGAAUAAAACAAGUUGCAACACUCACCUGCAGUUGCUAAUCACUCAUCUGUAACCUUGAAGUUAAGACUCUCAUGAAAUUGAGGAAGAAUGUUUAAUGGACAAAAAGCUCAAUGCAGGUACUGGAAAUUCUGGAAUUAGUUCACAUAGCAGUCUCUAGUACUACGUAAACAGUAAUUUAUUUUAGUUAUUUAGUGCAGUUGUAUGCAUUUUCCCUCCAGUUCUUUUUAUGCAGUGUGUGGGGUUUUGGUUUUUAAUUUUUUGAGGAUUUUGUGACUAUAGGCUAAUUUAGCAUGUUUUGUAACUUGGUAGUCUUUAAAAAUUUCCAUUUUUCAAUACACGUGUGGUAUUGAAUCCUGCACAGAGUUUGAGGUAUGGAGAUAGAGGUAUGGAGGGGGAAAAAUAUUUUAUUUUAUUUCACAAUUAAAAGCUUCCCUUUCUGUAUGUUUAGAUUGUAGUAAGUCUCUCUCUCUCUUACAAAACUACAGGUUUACAUGCUGUGUUCUGAUCGUAGUUUACUUUGGAGAUCUACAAAAACAAUUCACUGUGUUUAUACUCUCUGUUUUAAAAUGCUGCAUGUAAUGUUAAAGCAAACUAUGUAGUCUGGCUAUUCCUAACAUGUUUCCAAUCAGAUUGUCAUUUUAAUAUGAAAAGUGCAUUUUCUUCUGUGAUCACUGAUUUGAAGUGGUUUUUUUCCAGUGUGAUUUGCCCUCCUCUCCCCAGCCCCCACUGCCCUCAUCUCUGGCUGGCCUGAAUCAAGCUCUAUAUCUGUGUUGGUACUUGAGGUGUUACUGUUGGGCCAUAUGGCCAGUUUUAUAGUGUUAGCUCAGUGAGCUUUUCAUUUUCAGCUACCUGAUUCAAAUCGUGAUUUAAUAAAUCAUACUGACUUCUUCAGUCUAGGAGCUAGAAUGUCUUGAAUUAUUCCAGUGUCUUUUCUCUGGCUAACCCCAAGGUGCACUAAUCUUGUAAAACUACAUUUACUGGAAUUUAUUCUAAUCUAUAUUGGGAAGCCAAAAUUUUUGGAAAAGUAUGCUUGUGGGAUAGCGUAAAUCUCCUUUAUAGACUUUAGUUUGCAAUUUAAACAUAGGCACAAGAUGAUGAUGUUUUUAGUUUUGUUGAUAGAGGUUUCAAACUGCUUUUGGAAUUGCGCUAGACCAAUGAUUUUUUUUUUUUUCAACCUUUUUUAUUUGUGGACCCUAAAAAAUUUUGAAUGGAGGAAAUCUUAGAUAUAGUCUGUGGGUUCCAAGGGGACUACAGAUCACAGGUUCAACACCACUCCCCUGGACUGAAUUUGAGUCCACUUCAGCAUUUUAGUGUUGAAGCAACCAAAAUAUUUAAGAUGUGGAGUUUAUACAUGAAAUUAAUUCACCCAUAAUAGAAAGUGCACUAUGAAGGCUCUCUUGCAGCAAAUGAGGCUUGGAAAGGUAAGCGCUGGUCAUCUUUUUUUUUUUAAAUGUUUGUAGCAGUGUUCUUAUUCAACAAUGGAAAGAGCAAGAGUGGGCUAAAAGCUAGUAUUUGCACUGUGUUUUAUACUGUACAUGAGCACUGAUAAGAAAUGCAGUGUUCUUUUCCAAGUGUGCAUUUCAGUACUGUUCCAAGUAAGUUUAUAAGCCUUACUGGGAGGGUGUGACACUGCAUGUGUAGCAGUUCCUUCCUUCAUGGUCACGUUCAGGAUCGUGCAAGAACAAAUGUCUCAAUUUUAAAUGUUCUUCUACUGACCUAAUGCUUGGGUUUAACUUUGCAUUUUUACUUUAAUCUAAAGUCACUGUAAACAUUGACUUUCAUGGUUUCUAAUGUGACUCCAGUUUUAAGACAAUCUGUAGGAAACAUGAACCAAAAUGAUGGUAUGUUCUGUAUUACAGAAAGGCCCUAUGCUCCUGAUAGUUUGCCAGCUAACACAUGCAGGAUAUUUGGGGAGGGAGCAGGAUGGGAUUUAAGGAGUUUUACUCAACUACUUGGGAAGGUAUCUCUUCAAAUGAUUUCUGGGUGAAUAGGAAGAAAAAACAUACCAUUUGGUAAUUCUGCAGGAAAAAAAGCUUGUGUGUAGAAGUAACUUUUGUUCAUAUUUAAUUUAACAAAACUAUACCAUGAAAUUGUUUAAAACAUUCAUACAGUAUAAAUUAUUUGUUCAAAAGGUAAAUUAUACAAAGAGGUGAAAACUUUUAAUUUGCUAGUCUCUAAUAUUAAGAUAUGUAAUCCAAACUUCAUAGUAAUAAGAUAUAGAAAGCAUGUUCUAAAUGUUGAAAGUACCACAAAUUUUGUGAUGAGAAAUUCAACAGAUUUUUUCAAAUGAGAUGGUGAUGUACAUAAAAUGCUAUAAUUAAAACUUAAUUUGCUUUCCUGAUUGUGACAAGAACGUGAUUGAAUCUUGUAAGCUCUCGAGGAUAUUUGAAUUAUUACAGUAGGAGGGGAUCACCUUUUAUUCUCGCCAGUUGAGAACAAUCCUGUUACAUAACAAAACUAUUAGAUGAAAUGGUAUGCUAAUAAAUCCUAAAAGCUACUUGAUUUCUAGAGAGCAAAUACAUUUGUCUUGUAACAGACAACCACAUACAAUAUCCAAAGAAAAAUUAUUCCAUGCUGUACAAAAAAUGUCUAAGUUCUGUGAUUGUCUUGCAGAAACUUAAGCAAUGACAGGGAUUAGUUCUGGGAUCAGGAAGUAUUCUGUUGUCUAGGCCAGGUAUGAGUAGUACUUUAAGAAUGCGGUCCAUCUUUACUGACUUAAAUAAAAUUUGUAGUAUUAUACUAAUUAAACACGCAAAGUUACAGGUUUUAUUUAGUUUCUGUGAGCUAGUCCUCAAGAGCACUGUUCAACUCUUCAAAUUUAGGUAAGAUCUGUAACCGAACUAACAGAUUACGUGCACUUUUGAAGCAUUGUGUACAUAUCACUGAUCCAGAAAUUGAAGCACAUUGUUUGUUAGAUAAUUAACAUUUAGAGUCAUUGGCUGUUUCUUUAAAGCAUUUUUUACUGUCAAAAUUACAAAGUAUUUGACUUUCUGGAUAAAAUUGUUACUGUAAUAAUGAAGUAUGAACAUAACUGUUGGUGGUUUGAAAUUUCAUGUCUGUGCUGCCUGGGGCAGCAGAAUACUUGUACUGCAGAAUGUUUUGACUUAUAUUGCCUUAAAUGCCCAUUAGUAGCACUGAUUCUACAUGUGCCACUUACAGGAGCAUAAAAGUUUUAUAGCAAGCAUUGCUAAAGUUAAAACUGACUGGAGCUGGAUUCUGAACUUUUUAAAGACCAAUGUGAGCAGGAUAUGUUUGGAACAUUGGCUGAGAGCAUUUACUGUCAAACCUCAAUCAGUGCUUUUAAAGUAUUUGUGAAAUGGAGUGGUUUGUCAUUAAAAGAAUCUCAUGUG